GGAGGAAGCUUUGAGCAAGUUUCCCUGAUUCACCCCCGAAUGAAUAUUCAUGACAUAUUCCAUGCACACACCUGGUGCACACGACAGGCUAUUUCUGAUACUGUAGAGAAUUAGAAAUACUCAUUUUAUCCUUCUAGAAUAGGAGAAGAGGUUAAGAGAAGGUGGACAUAGGAAGUUUAAAGGUACUCCAGAUGGUUAAUGAGCCACAAAAUAUGAAUCCUUUCCAAAAAAGUAAGUUAGGAGUGUCAAUAGUUUAAUUGUUUAUAAGUUCUCAUUAGUAAGUUUCCAUCCUUUGGUUGGAGAGGUAGGAGGUUAUAAUCAGCCUUGAUUUUUAUUCUGAGAAGUGACUGGUUCUGAGAUGUGGAUGUGGGUUACUUGUGUCUGCUGUGUUUCUCUUGCAUGAGGUGGUUUCCACAUUACUGAAUUGGCCUGUGUGUGUUGCUUAUGUAACUCUUCUGAAAGUACCUUCUAUUUUAGGAGAGCCAAUUUUCAGUCAUACUUUUUAAAGGAAAAUUUUGCAGGGUAAAUGAGUCCGCCUCGGUCUGAGUUCCUUAUUCUUGGAUACUUUGGACUUCGGAAAGAUACUAAGAUAUGGACGUUCUUACUGCUCUUCUACUUCUAGUCCACCUGACCCCGGGCUCGGCAGCUAAAGACGGUGUGAACAGCAAGAGUCGAAAGAGAAUCAUGCCCGGCCCGGUGACGGAGCCCCCUGUGACGGACCCUGUUUAUGAAGCUCUUUUGUACUGCAAUAUCCCCAGUGUGGCUGAGCGCAGCAUGGAAGGUCACGCCCCGCACCAUUUUAAGCUGGUCUCAGUGCAUGUGUUCAUUCGACACGGGGACAGGUACCCACUGUAUGUCAUUCCCAAAACGAAGCGACCAGAAAUUGACUGCACUCUGGUGGCUAACAGGAAACCAUAUCACCCUAAACUGGAAGCUUUCGUUAGUCACAUGUCAAAAGGACCUGGAGCCUCUUUUGAAAGCCCUUUACACUCUCUGCCUCUUUACCCCAAUCACCCACUGUGCGAGAUGGGAGAGCUCACACAGACAGGAGUCGUGCAGCAUCUGCAGAACGGCCAGCUGCUGAGGGACAUCUAUCUAAAGAAACACAAACUCCUGCCGAAUGACUGGUCCGCAGACCAGCUUUACUUGGAGACCACUGGGAAAAGCCGGACGCUGCAAAGUGGGCUGUCCUUGCUUUACGGCUUUCUCCCCGAUUUUGACUGGAAGAAGAUUUAUUUCAGGCACCAGCCAAGUGCUCUGUUCUGCUCUGGAAACUGCUUUUGUCCAGUGAGAAACCAGUACCUGGAAAAAGAGCAGCGUCGGCAAUACCUCUUGCGUUUGAAAAACAGCCAGCUGGAGAGGACCUACGGGGAGAUGGCCAAGAUCGUGGACGUGCCCACCAAGCAGCUCCGAGCUGCCAACCCCAUCGACUCCAUGCUCUGCCACUUCUGCCACAACGUCAGCUUCCCUUGCACCAGGAAUGGCUGCAUUGACAUGGAGCACUUCAAGGUGAUCAAAACACAUCAGAUAGAGGAUGAGAGAGAGAGGCGGGAGAAGAAACUCUAUCAGGGGUAUGCGCUCCUAGGCGCUCACCCCCUCCUGAACCAAACCAUCGACCGGAUGCAGCGUGCUGCAGAGGGCAGGAAAGAAGAGGUCUUUGCCCUCUACUCAGCUCACGAUGUCACUUUGUCACCAGUUCUCAGUGCCUUGGGCCUUACAGAAGCCAGAUUCCCAAGGUUUGCAGCCCGGUUGAUCUUUGAGCUCUGGCAAGACAGAGAAAAGCCCAGUGAGCAUUCCGUCCGGAUUCUUUACAACGGUGCCGAUGUCACAUUCCACACCUCAUUCUGCCAGGACCACCACAGGCAUUCUCCCAAGCCCAUGUGUCCCCUUGAAAACUUAGUCCGCUUCAUCAAAAGGGACAUGUUUGUGGCCCUGGGUAGUAGUAGUACUAAUUAUUACGAGGCAUGUCACAAGGAAGGAUUCUAAAAGGUACAUGGUGUAGUACUUAAAAAAAUCGAUGCCAAUACAGAGGGAUGGGAAGACCCACUUCUAGUUCUCUCCAUUGCUAAGGGUACAAGAUUAUUGAUUUUUAAAGGCUAGAAAUUGUGUUUGGAGCCAUAUAGAUGGUUUGGGUUGAGUAAGUAUGUUGCUGUAGUUGGGUACAUGAGUUACUUAGUACAUGAUGGCCUGUGCACAGACAAGAAGGUACUUUAUCAUAGCCAGGCUUUGCUUACAAUGCCAGAGUAUUUCUAUACCCAAAGUUGCCAAUUGAGAUGUAUAUUCUUUUGAUUCUCCAUGGUACUGUAUGAUGGAACCAGCAAACCUCAGCCAAAAUUUUCUUAAUCUGGGAGUUUUACCUUGUCCUUAUUUAGUGAAAAAUUUCCCAAAGUGAUUUAUCAAAAAGAGGGGUUAGUAAACUUUUUCGGUAAAGGGCCAGAUAGUAAAUAUUUUAGACUUUGUGGGCCAAAAGGCUACAUACAUUUUCUGUCACAAUCUUAGACUCUGUUCUUGUAACUUGAAAGCAACCACAGACACUACAUUAAUGAAUGAGUGUUGCUGUGUUCACAGCUGUACAAAACAGGUGGUAGGCCAGUUUGGCCCGUGGGCUAUAGUUUGCCGACCCCGGAUCUAAAAAAACAGGCUCUCUUACAAUUGCACUUUCAGCACUUUGAAAACCAGUUGGAUGCUAAGAAUUAUUCACUGGUGCCUCCAGUAACUUCUAGAAACACAGAAUUUAGUCUAGAUCUGACAUAACAAAACUUGAGGGGAAAUAAACAUUGAAUCAGAAUGAAUCAUAGAAAACUUAGUAUAAUACUUGAUGUCCAUGACGAUUGUGGUAUAAAAUGCUGUAGUCUAUUUGCUGUAUAGGUUGAUUUUUGUAUUCCAUUUAGUAUUUUUAUAGUCUAGGAAAAUAUUUUCUAGAACCAGUUUUAGAUGGGCUCUUAUUCCUAUGUAAUACUCAAUUUACUGUACCUGCUUGGUGGUUCAAAGGGAGCCAGAAGCUGAAUGCAGGCACUUUCUUCUGAUAAAACUAAUUAUGACCCGUUCCCUUUGACAAGCCGCAGAAUUGGAUCAAUUUUUAAAUCACUUUCAUCAGUUUCAAGUGGCAAAUAGUGAUUGGUUUUUAAAUAAGUUUUUGGAAUAACUUUGUUACUAGAUAGUUAAAUAAUCUUUAUAAGGUAUUUUAUAUAUUAGAAGCAAUUCUAAUUAAAUCUGUGAUUUUGAAUUAAAAUGGUGCUAGUUCUGUGCAGAGAAAUGUGAAGUACAGCAUCAUUGGCAUUCCAAACUUUUUGUUUCUCGUGCAUGUUACAUUUGAAUACGUCUGUUUCUAUUAAUAAAUUUUUGAAGAAUAUCCAUACUACAACUAA
Messenger RNA from Manis pentadactyla (Chinese pangolin), 3368 nucleotides. RefSeq names its product 2-phosphoxylose phosphatase 1 (gene PXYLP1). The transcript has 5 exons. The record is from RefSeq and is a predicted model, not a curated record. The coding region runs from base 592 to 1986 and encodes 464 amino acids. Gene Ontology annotation, cellular component: Golgi apparatus. Gene Ontology annotation, biological process: chondroitin sulfate proteoglycan biosynthetic process; dephosphorylation; glycosaminoglycan biosynthetic process. Gene Ontology annotation, molecular function: phosphatase activity. NCBI's taxonomy places the organism in Eukaryota, Metazoa, Chordata, Mammalia, Pholidota, Manidae.